Messenger RNA from Marmota flaviventris (yellow-bellied marmot), 1713 nucleotides. RefSeq names its product glutamate rich 6B (gene Erich6b). NCBI's taxonomy places the organism in Eukaryota, Metazoa, Chordata, Mammalia, Rodentia, Sciuridae. The record is from RefSeq and is a predicted model, not a curated record.
AUGUCUUCUGAAAACAAUUCAGUGUCAGGAGACUUGUCUCCUCCCUCUCCCACAACGUCUGGAUUUCCCACACAGAACUUCCCUUCAGCAAAAGAAGAUGCCAAGGUAGAGUUAGAUAGGGAGAGUUUGAGGGAUAAAUCUACUCCUGGUAAAACUAAAAAGUCUCUGAAAGGGAAACAUUACCCAGGAAAGGAAGAGUAUCUGGAGAAGAGAGAGCAUUCAAGGCAGGAAGACUAUCUGGAGGAGGAAGACGCUCUGGAGGAAUAUGAGUCCACAGAGGAGGAAGAGUAUCUAGAGGAAGACAAGUUUAUAAACAUAACAGACUACGUGUUUAAAGGAGAGAAUCUGAGAAAAGCACAUCCAUUUCAAAAGCAUCUGGGGCAGGACUUCAAAUCGGUUUAUUCAUCAUUGAUCUUGUCUCGUCUUAAUGCAAGGAGCCCAAUUGCCAGCACCUCUCAGGCUACCUUUUAUUAUGGUGUCCCACGUUCUGCCACUAUCUCUGCCGACUCGGAACAAGCCGAGGUUUCCAUAAGACACCAGGCCAGUCAGACGAAAUGGGCCUACGAAAGCAAGUUGGUUUUUAUGAAGCCUGAAAUAAAACCAGAUGAAGACAACUCCAUGAGCUCUUAUUCAGAAGCCUUGGAUGAAUGGGCCAGCAUCAUAGAUGAGGCUGUGGACAAGGAACUUAAGAACUACAGUGAUAAUUUUUUUAGAAGAUCCUAUCAGACAGUAUUUAAGAGAAUAGUCAGAGAAAUGUAUGCUGCCAAUGAACUGGAAGACGAUCUUAACAUCCCCCUGACUCUGAUGCUGGAAACUGAAAACAGAAGGAAGCUGGGAAUGCUGUUGAAGGCAAAUUUUGAAGCAUUGGAAGACCCAAUCGUAUGGCUUAUGAAGAGACAUGAAGGUCUAAAGUCGUCUGAGACUCUCACAUUUCAUCUCCCGAGUAUGAUGGAGCCUGAGCCAGAAGGCAAGAAGCGGGUUGGUGGUAAGAAGAAAGUGGAACUAGAUAUAGAAUGGAUACAGGAGGUGAAGGUGCGUAAAGGUGAUGGAAAAUUAAUUCUCUACCCCAAUGAGAACAUCUUCCAAGUUCUCUUUCCUGAUGGGACAGGACAGAUACACUAUCCAUCAGGAAGGCUCGCUCUGCUCAUCUCCUGCACAGAUGGUGAAGAGUUCACAUACAUCAUUCUGGAAGACAGUCUAGAGGCUAGCAUCCGGGCCCUCGUCAAUAACUCUGGCCAUGCCACCUUCAAUGAUGAAAAUGGAUUUAUCUGGUCAAGCCUGAGCAACAGCCUGGGCUACUACUUCCCCAAGGGCAAAAACCAGAAGGCCUGGAACUGGUGGAAUCUACAGGUCCACGUCCACGUGCCCCCUUUCCAGCCCAUCUCCUUGAAAAUCAACAGCUACAUCCAGGUGCACAUAAGAAGCCAGGACAAGAUCAUCUUCAGCUUUCUCCACCGACAGAAGCAGUUUCGUUUAAACCUGGGCACCAAGUUCAAGUUCAUAAACUCAGAGGUGCUGCAAGACCUGAAGGAGAAAACAAUCCUGGAGGUAGAUCCUGGCACAACAGCUCGGAAGGUCCAGAUCCUUCUGGGAAAAAUGAUUAGGAUCCUGAACUUGCUGACCAUGUCUGAUUUGAAAAACUUCACAGAGGCCUCCAAGAUGUGUCUCAUGGCUUUAGGAACCAAGAAGAAGAGAUCUCGAUUCUGUUUGUAG